GAUUCACCAAGGCGGCUUGCGCCGGCGGCGUGACGUCAGCGCCAUAGAGCGCCGCCGGGCCUUACGCCGCUGGCGCCCCGGCCGUCCCUUCCCUGCUUGGCUUGCUCAGAAGGCGAAAGAGCUGGGAAGAGAGCGGAGCACCAAAUGGGGCGCCUGGAGGGGGGCAGGCCCGGGGGCCCCCACCCCUGAGGAGCCAGGGGGAGGGGGAAGAAAGCCAGCUCGGACGUGAAGCAUUGCCGCACGACAGCCGCUCUCAAUCCCCCCCUUGCCGCCAUGUCGCCGUCUUCGGAGAGCAGCCCGCUGCAGGCGCCGGAAAGAACCCCCACGGCCCCUUCGAGGAGAGGACCCCCGGCACACUAGCACGGCACAUGCGGGUGACGGUCCGCCCCCUGGCGCCCUCCCCUCCUCCUCCUCCUCCUCCACCCGGGAUGGUUUACUGACCAAGAAAAGAGAACCGGCGUUUUCAACCUCCUUUUCCUCUUCUCUCGCUUUCGUGCUCCCCUUCCCCUCCUUCCCCCGACCCCCCUACCCCGCCCUGACCCCGCCCUGACCCCCCCAGCCGGCCCCCGCAAAGUUUCGGCCCUCGGAUUUGCAUGGCAGCAGCGUAACCGUGGAGAGGCCAGGGUACCACAAACUUAUGGAUUUUGAUAAGAGAGGAGGCAAAGGGGACGCGGAGGAAGGGCGAAGGAUGUCUAAGACAGGGAGCAGCCGCAACACGCACGGGAGCCGGACGUCCGGGACCAACUCUGGAGUCUUAAUGGUCGGCCCGAACUUCCGUGUCGGGAAGAAGAUCGGGUGCGGGAACUUUGGGGAGCUUCGACUAGGGAAGAACCUCUAUACGAACGAAUAUGUAGCAAUCAAGUUGGAACCCAUCAAGUCCAGAGCUCCUCAGCUCCACCUGGAAUACCGGUUCUACAAACAGCUGGGAAAUGCAGAAGGGAUACCCCAGGUCUAUUACUUUGGGCCCUGCGGGAAGUACAACGCGAUGGUCUUGGAGCUGUUGGGGCCCAGUCUGGAGGACCUCUUUGACCUCUGCGACCGGACCUUCACCCUCAAGACGGUCCUUAUGAUCGCCAUCCAACUGAUCACCCGCAUGGAGUACGUCCACACCAAAAGCCUGAUCUACAGAGACGUCAAGCCGGAGAACUUUCUGGUGGGUCGCCCUGGGAGCAAGCGCCAACACGUCAUCCACAUCAUUGACUUCGGCCUGGCCAAAGAGUUCAUCGACCCUGAGACCAAAAAGCACAUCCCGUACCGAGAGCACAAGAGCCUGACCGGCACCGCGCGGUACAUGAGCAUCAACACACACCUGGGGAAAGAGCAAAGUCGGAGGGACGACCUGGAGGCGUUAGGUCAUAUGUUCAUGUACUUCCUCCGGGGCAGCCUGCCCUGGCAGGGCCUGAAGGCGGACACGCUGAAGGAGCGAUACCAGAAGAUUGGCGAUACCAAAAGAGCCACCCCCGUCGAAGUGCUGUGCGAAAACUUCCCUGAGGAGAUGGCCACGUACCUCCGCUACGUCCGCCGACUGGACUUCUUUGAGAAGCCGGACUACGACUACUUGAGGAAACUCUUCACGGACCUCUUUGACCGGAACGGCUACGUCUUUGAUUAUGAAUACGACUGGGCAGGGAAGCCUUUACCGACCCCCAUUGGCACAAUUCAGAGCGAUUUACAAGUCCAGGCUCCAAACAGGGAAAAGACUCAGCAGUACAUUAAACAACAGGUCAUGAGUUCGACCAAUGGGGAGCUGAACACAGAUGACCCCACUGCCGGCCACUCAAACGCCCCCAUCACCGCCCCCGCCGAGGUCGAGGUGGCUGAUGACACUAAGUGCUGCUGUUUCUUCAAGAGGCGGAAGAGGAAAACCAUCCAGCGCCACAAGUGACGUGCUCCCCUUCCCUGCUUUGGCCGAGGCCGGCGUCCCCUCGGGGCUAGGUUUUCAGCCUCCGCCCCUCUUCCUUUUCACUUCCUGUCUGUGGAUAAUGGAUCUUGAUCCUUUGGUCGGAUGGGAGAGGACGGGCCUUCUCCCCCUCCGCCUACUCCAGAGUCGCAAGGGGUCCGUGUGGCGUGCAACCCGCCUUUGACUCCACUCGCAGGCUCACCCGGGGAGAGGAGGGGAAGCCUCUCCCCCACUCUCAGCCUGAAUAUAUAUAUAUAUUUCUUUUAUUUUCUUUCCCCUUCCUCCAAGAGACACAGCAACAGAGGGAAGCGGAACCGGCAGGAGGAGGAAGAAAAAGCACGUCGCUGAACUUUCUUUGGAAGUGCCCGCGCCCCUCCUUGGUUUUGCAAAGAGAAAAAAGCAUUAACUAUUUAUGCAGCUGCCCCCCUCCAAGGGGGGGGGGACCCCACACUUGUCUGGACUCUUCUCUCCCCCCUUCCUCAUCUUGGUUUCACGGAAUUAUUUUUUUGGAAGCAAAAAAAGAACCCCGGGAAUCAGUUCUUUGCAGAAGAUUUGCUGGGACGAUGCUGGGAAUGUCAGCUGCAGCUAAUAUUCCCCCCCUAUCCCUCCUCUCCCCCCCCCUUUUGCUGUUUCUUUGUCUCUUUAACUUAAUUUAAAAAUUGCAUCUUAGUCGUUGCGUUUGUGGGACGGUCUCCUUAUUUUCUUUCCCCCCCCCUCUGUUUUUGUAGCGAUGCAAACGUUUUUUGCAUCAUAUUUUUUUUUAAUUUCAUAAAGUAUCUUGUUUUAGAUUUGUGCCCCCCCCUUCCCAACUCUCUUAAGUUUCUGCCCCCAACCCCUGCCGAUUUAGUUGUGGCCAAGGUCCUUUUUUGGGGAGACAGAGGGAAGUCCCUGGGGUGCCCCCCCCGGUCUGGAGCACGGCUGGGGGGGGCAAAGUGGGGGUUUCGCGUCUGGGGAGGAAAGCAGCUCGUUUACACUUCCGAAUCUUCAUUUCUCAAUGCACUUUUUUUGGGUAGCAAUACACCUGUGUCCUGAAAUUAACCGGGCUUUAGAGAAUUCUUUGGGGUUCGUUUUGAGGAAAGCUAGAUUCUCCUUUAAUUUUUUUAAAAACCCACUGACUCGCUGGGGGUGGGGGGGCCUUGGAUCUCAGGAACAGCUGCCGGCCAAGAUGAACCCCAAAACGACUUCCGUUGCUAUGAGAAAAUUUUGGGGGGGGGUUCAGAAUGGAGAGGGUUUGGGGUGGCCAAAGCCAAAAAUCGAAAUCUGAUCUGCAGGGGUCAAGCCUAGUCCCCUAAAACUUCCAACCAGAACAGACCUGUGGCGAAAGCUCCAUGGGAGGGGGUGAAAAGAAAACUUUGGCUGAACAAAUUCAUGUGAGGACAAUCCACCCUGUUGUUUUUGUGUCCCCCCCUCCAAAUACAGAUCAGACACAGUGAAAAAUUCCAGUUUUUGCUAAACUGCUCAGCUACAGGAUGUUGUCUUGCAAAGUCCGGCUCUCUGCUACAGUUUUAAAUCUUGUGCAUUUUGCUGCCGGGAGCAAGGAAAUGGGUAGAAGCAGAUUUCUUCCUCGGGGGUUGUUUUGGGGCGGUGGGGAGCACUCCCCCCCUUUCCUUCUGGGUUUCUUGGCCAUCUUUAAAUCCCACCAAGGGUGGACCGCCAGUUAGGACCACACCUUGGUGAAGGUGUGUUUGUGCCCCCCUCUCUUCCAGCCAACCGGACCCCCACCCCCCACCCCGCAAAGUUUCCGGGCACACUUUUGGGGGGGAGGGUCCGUUGCUUCCAAACAAGGACUGAGAAGCCUUGCUGCUUCUUUAUAGACAAAUAUAUUUUUAUACAGAGAAGGGGAGGGCACUGCCUUCCUUUGCACCUAUUUCAGAGUAGCAUGUUCUGCUUCCUUUAAAAUAAAAUUUAAAAAGCCUGUCGUCCCGUCCCCCCACCUACAAAUGUUGUAAUCACGACACUUGUUAAUGUCAGGCUAUGGUUGGCUAUCGGGGGGGCUGUGCUUAGACAGGCAGGGAAGUUUUUUUUGGGGGGGGGAUCCUUGGUCUCUUGCACUAAAUGGCACCCACGUCGCCCAAAUUCUACGUGUCUUAAAACUGCCGCACCUCCUCACUAGUAAUACUCCCCCCCCCCGUUGCUUCGGUUCCCACUACCUGUCUCUCCCCCCCCCCACGGGAAAAAAAUACCCACCAAAGCUGUGUAUGCUUGCCCUCGUCUUGUUCACUUGAUUGUGCUAGAGUCAAAUUGGUUAACAGUGGGAUCUAAGGUUCUAGUCCUUCUCGUUCCUGGACAGCAGACCCCCCCCCCGACCCCAAGUUGUGUUGGAGGGAAUUAGUGCCAGAAUGCAAGGCCCCCCGACCACCCCAUGCCUCUCUCUCUACAUCGGACCCCUUGCAAAAAGCCGAAAUUAAGUUUUCAGUUGUGUGUGCUUUUAAAGAUGGGAUUUGGGGGGGGGGAUUGCCCCCUUUUUUCUUUUAUGGCAAGUAAAGGCAGGGCGUGGGGAGGAGAAAGAACUAAAAAAAAAUUCAGAUUAUCGUCUUGCUCUAUCUGGUCUUAGGUUUAUAAACUCAGUGCCUCAAAAGAUGGGUGUGUGGGUUUUGGGGGGGGGAAAGGGGGCAUUGGAAUGGGAGGAGGCGUUAAGGUAAAGGGCAGGAAAAAAUUAUAAUCCUCGAUUCUGGCGACUUUCACUAAAAAUAGGGUUCCUUAGAUACGUGCAAUGUUUGAGCUUGUUCCCCAAACAGUGCAAAAGAGGAGGGGAGGGAAUUAAAAAAUUCAGCCUUAAACGAUAUGCUUGGGGGGGUGUGGUAAUGUAGUUCCAGUCCCAGGAAGGGUGUAAAAGAGAAAUUAAAAUUAAAAUGUUUAUGUAAAAAGAGUG
Podarcis muralis (Common wall lizard) is the source of this 4772-nucleotide messenger RNA. It is a transcript of the gene CSNK1G2, whose product is annotated as casein kinase 1 gamma 2. Lineage: Eukaryota; Metazoa; Chordata; Lepidosauria; Squamata; Lacertidae. Gene Ontology annotation, molecular function: ATP binding; protein serine/threonine kinase activity. The record is from RefSeq and is a predicted model, not a curated record. Gene Ontology annotation, biological process: protein phosphorylation.